This is a messenger RNA of Papaver somniferum (opium poppy), 1775 nucleotides long. RefSeq lists its product as uncharacterized. The transcript has 3 exons. The coding region runs from base 48 to 1073 and encodes 341 amino acids. NCBI's taxonomy places the organism in Eukaryota, Viridiplantae, Streptophyta, Magnoliopsida, Ranunculales, Papaveraceae. The record is from RefSeq and is a predicted model, not a curated record.
UUCACCAGCCUUACAUUGUUAAAUAAACAUUCUCUCUUUCUCUCAAAAUGGCAAUCAAAACUAAGAAUGUCGCAGUGUUGUAUCUUAUGUGCAUUUUAGUUUUUGUUGUGGCUUUUCAGUUCUGCAAAGCUGACAGUGUAGGUGAAGUUUAUAAACAAUGUAUGAAAGAAUGUGAUGACAAAUGCAAAGCAGAUGGAUACGGCGAUAUCUUUUAUCACGGAAAGUGUUCUGUGCCCUGUGAUGCCAAACAACGACAAGAUAACGUAAAUCAGGUACGUCAUCGGAUUCCAAAUAAUUCUAAUUUGGCAUUGCAGUACUUGCAAACUAGGAGAGAAGAACACUACAUGAUAUGCAUAUACGUACGUGUUUUGGUAUUUAGCAUUUGCAACAAGACAAUGCAUUGUUGGAAAUUUUGGGUUAAACAAGAGGAUGAAAACAGAAACAGAAAAUGGUGUACUCCUGACUUCAAGGCUCUUUCGAUUCUUUUAGACAAUAAAUUUCUGACAGUGGAGGGUGAAUCUUCAAAUUCGAAUUUAACUGCUCCAUCUCUGCAAGUGAUGAACCAAACCCUAACUCGAUUGGAACGUUUUGAUGGUCAUAAUUUUACUCGUUGGCAAGAGACUGUGAAAUUUUUCCUGAUCACCAUCAAGUUGUGGUACAUACUUGAAGACGGUUUGGAUGAAAUUCCUGCACCAUCAGACAAAGACACUGAUGAUUUGAAGGCCAGAAGAAAGAAGCGUCAGGAAGAUGAUUUUAUGUGUCAUGGUCAUAUCUUGAACGCCCUGGGAACUAGUGUUUACAAUGUCCAUCGAAGUAUUUCGUCUGCAAAGGAAUUAUGGACUACGCUUGAAAACAAAUACAAGAUUUCUGAAGCAAGCAACAAGAAAUUCCUGAUUUGCAACUUCAUGGAUUUUAAAAUGGUUGACAGUAAGUCAAUUAUUUUCCGGGUCAGUGAACUUUUACUCAUUGUUAAUCAUCUUAAGGAUGCUGGAAUUGAACUUGUUUCUGCCUUUAUUGUCGGAGUCAUUAUUUCUCGUCUUCCUCCUUCUUGGAAUGGUUUUAAGAAGACUUAAGCAUGCUGAGACUGACUAUGAUUUAGAAGGUUUACAGCGUCAUCUUCGUAUAGAAGAGGACUCUCGUAAACGAGAAAUUAAGGAUAGUCAGCAAACUGAGGAUCAUUCUAAGGUUAACAGUGUAGAUUUUUCUAAGACACCAAAUGCUUUGAAACCUAAUAAUGGUACUCAGUUUAAGAAGAAACAUCCCAACAAGAAAAGUAAGAAGAAGGGGCCUUGCUUCUUCUGUGAUAAACCCGACCAUAUUUCUCGUGACUGUCGUCUCAAAAGAAAACAACAAGGACAGAAAAAGGAGGCAAAUAUGGUCGAUGACAAACUUGUUAUUGUAGUGCAAGCCGCCAACCCCGUUUCUAACAAUGAGAGUGGAUGGUGGUACGACAAUGGUUCAACUGUCCAUAUCUGUAAAGACAGGCAUCUUUACAAGACAUAUGAAUCGUUUACUGGCGAAGGAAACGAAGUUGUCUCUGCAAACAACUUACACAGCAAAGUGAUUGGAAAAGGCACUAUUGAUCUCUCCUUUACUUCAGGAAAGACUGUUACUCUUACUAAUGUAUUACAUGUCCCUGACAUUGUGAAAAACCUUGUUUCUGGAGACCUCGUUAUGAAGGCCGGAUUCAAGAUGACUUAUGAGUCUAAUAAGUUUGUAUUGUCCAAAAAUGGUGUAUUUGUUGGACAAGGAUAUGCUUGUAAUGGGAUGAUUAA